Doryrhamphus excisus (bluestripe pipefish) is the source of this 1680-nucleotide messenger RNA. It is a transcript of the gene tmem33, whose product is annotated as transmembrane protein 33. Gene Ontology annotation, cellular component: membrane; endoplasmic reticulum. The record is from RefSeq and is a predicted model, not a curated record. Gene Ontology annotation, biological process: endoplasmic reticulum tubular network organization; membrane organization. Lineage: Eukaryota; Metazoa; Chordata; Actinopteri; Syngnathiformes; Syngnathidae.
AUCGCGAUAUUAUCGUUGAGGUAGAAGGUCAGCUGAUCAUUCACUCGCGUGUGUGUGGCAAGGGGCCAGUAGUCCGGGUAACGCAAGAGAGAGCUUCAAGGCGCUGUAACACCGUGACACACCGCCCCAAAGAUGGCAGAUAACAACCAACAAAGCCCUCUUAGACCGGGGCCCGUGCAAUUUUUAAUGAGCAACAAGCUGGAAACUGCAAUGUGGCUGUCACGCCUCUUCACCGUCUACUGCUCCGUCAUGUUUAUUCUUCCAAUCCUGGGGCCCUACGCAGCGGCCAACUUCUACCAGCGGGCGCUCUUGGCUAACGCGCUCACCAGCGCCCUCCGCUUGCACCAGAGACUCCCCAGGUUCCAGCUGAGCCGAGCGUUCCUGGCCCAGGCCCUGCAGGAGGACAGCUGCCAUUACCUGCUGUACUCCCUCAUCCUGGUCAAUUCCUACCCCAUCACCAUGAGCAUCUUCCCAGUCUUCCUCUUCUCCUUGCUUCACGCGACCACCUACACCAAGAAGGUCCUGGAUUCGGUCGGCCCCAGCAGCUUGAUGUUGGUCAGGAACCUUCUGGACAAACUGUCUGCUAAUCAGCAGAACAUCCUCAAGUUCAUCGCCUGUAACGAGAUCUUCCUGAUGCCCGCCACGGUCUUCAUGCUCUUCAGUGGCCAGGGAAGCCUCCUGCUGCCUUUCAUUUACUAUCGCUUCCUUAGUCUGCGCUACACAUCCAGAAGAAACCCGUACUGUCGCACUCUGUUCACCGAGCUGCGAAUCCUGCUGGAGCACUUCAUCAUGAAACCGGCGUGCCCCGCCAUCUUCAGGAGAAUGUGCCUCAGCAGCAUCGCCUUCAUCAGCCGCCUCGCCCCCACCGGCGUCUGAGGCCUGCUGGUGAAACUUCUCGCUUUCUUCUCUGUGUGGCCGCCAGCGAGGGUGCGGCCUGCAUUGUGAUGAGGACAGACAAUACCACCAAGGAGGACCCCCCACCCCCCUUUUUCCCCCCAUUCUGCCCCAGUUAAAGACCAGACAGUAAUGCACUGAAGUUUUGUGAUGCCCCCCAACCACACACACACACAUCCUAAUAUGACCUCAUCAAAGCGGCGGACUGGCCGCUGUCCCUCCUGCGCUCCGUGAGUGGAGUGCAGUGGACAUCUUAACUUCCUCCUAUGACCUUAUUUAUUCACUGCUUUGUCUAUCAUGACACAUUAACAUUAAGAGAUUAGUAACUUAAUUUACAAAUAAUCUUAUCUGUAAAUUGAAAUGUGCUUGUAGUUAUGAAGGGUAUGAUUGUUUGUGUGCAAUUUAUACAGUACACGGUCUACUUUUUGUUUUUUUUUACUAUUUGCUUUCUUAACUAAAUGCCUAACUUCACUCCUUUUUUGACUGUGAGGAUGUUUAAAAAAAAAAGCUUGACUUGAAAAGAAAUGACCUGCUGGAUAGUACAUUGAAACUCAACUGCAUGAUGCAUCGCAAUCAGUAAGUUGAAACACCAUUCUUACCUUCCUUCUGCAGUCUACAAACUUUUGAUUGUGUCCGUCAUUUAUUGUACUACUUAGUUUUGCUUGCACUGUGCCCUAAUUUUUGUCUCUUCCAUGCCGAUUGUCUUUAUUUGCAUACAGAUGAACCAUGUUUUUAUCACAAGAUGAGCUCUUAAGAUUACCAAAUAAAAUAUUAAGAUGACUUUCA